CCUUGACAGCGGUCGUGGCGCCCUAUAAAGCUGCACGGGGACCAGGGGCUGCAGCGAGCGCAGUGCUGCACGGCCAGGCACCAUGAAGGCCCUCGUCCUGCUGCUCCUGCUGGCCCUCCUGACCCUCGGCCUCUGCCGCAGGGCUUCUGAGCGCUCCGUCAGCGCCGACGAGUCGCCCAGCUCCGAAGCCUUUAUCUCCAAACGUGCCAGCGCCGAGAUGGCGAGGAGACACAAGAGGAAUUAUGUCUAUGACAGCAGCGUCUACGGAGCUGCACCCGCGUGGAACCCACUGGAGGCCAAGCGCGAGGUGUGCGAGCUGAACCCCGACUGCGACGAGCUGGCCGACCACAUCGGCUUCCAGGAGGCAUACCGGCGCUUCUACGGCCCCGUUUAGCCCCUGCUGCGAUGCGGUCCCACGGGCGCUGUGCUCAGCCCCACCUGCCCCGGGCCACCCUCCAUUAAUGCUCCUCUCCAUUAAUUGUGGAAAGAAAUAAAGGUGCACACAGUGCA
Molecule: messenger RNA, 510 nt
Organism: Oxyura jamaicensis (ruddy duck)
Lineage: Eukaryota; Metazoa; Chordata; Aves; Anseriformes; Anatidae
Gene: BGLAP
Product: bone gamma-carboxyglutamate protein
Exons: 4
Coding region: 83-394 (103 amino acids)
Biological process (GO): osteoblast differentiation; bone development; regulation of cellular response to insulin stimulus
Cellular component (GO): extracellular region
Molecular function (GO): hydroxyapatite binding; structural constituent of bone; calcium ion binding
Source: RefSeq, a predicted model, not a curated record